UCUCUUUCUCUCUCUACUGUAUCUACUAUACUUAUUCACUCUCCAUUUUUUCUCUGUAACUCUGUAUUGUACAUACAUUUUUUUAAUAAAUAAAUGGAAAAAUAAAGAAGAUCAUUUGAGAAUAGAGUAAAGCAAAAUCCAUUGUAGGGUUUUCUUUGAAAUUGGUGAAAACCCCCAAAACCCAUUCUUCAGAAAUUAAUAAAUUUGAAGUAUUUUUUUUCUAACUGACAUUCAGCUUAAAGAAACUAAAAUGUCGGUUUGGGUAUGAACCGGAUUCCGCCGAUCUAGCUCCGUAAUUCAAGAUCUCCGCCUUCACAUUGCAUUGGAGGCGGGGAGGUUAUAUGAAAGAAGCUGAAGGGAACACUGUGUUGUUUUAUUGAGGGGAAGGCAAAGAUGGAAUCGGAUUCACUACUUGAUUAUGCUGUUUUCCAGCUGUCACCGAAGCGCUCUCGAUGCGAAUUGUUUGUUUCUCGUGGUGGAAACACGGAGAAACUAGCAUCAGGAUUGUUGAAGCCUUUUGUGACCCAUUUGAAAAUUGCAGAAGAGCAAGUUGCAUUGGCUGUUCAAUCUAUUAAGCUUGAAGUUGAAAGGCGCAAAAAGGCUGAAUCAUGGUUCACGAAAGGAACCCUAGAAAGGUUUGUGAGGUUUGUCAGCACGCCAGAAGUUCUGGAGCUUGUCAAUACAUUAGAUGCGGAAAUGUCCCAGCUUGAAGCAGCCCGCAAGUUAUAUUCACAGGGAGCAGGCGACCAGUUUAAUGGGAAUGGUAGUGGUGGAUCUGGGGUUACCAUAACAGCUGAUGCGACAAAGAAGGAGCUACUGCGAGCAAUUGAUGUGAGGCUCACUACAGUUCAACAGGAUUUAUCUACAGCUUGUUCUCGUGCAGCAGCUGCUGGUUUCAAUCUGGAGACAGUAGCUGAACUUCAAACUUUUUCAGAACGGUUUGGUGCUCCUAGAUUGAACGAGGCCUGCAACAAAUUUUUAACCUUAAAGGAGAGGCGGCCAGAAUUGAUCAGCUUACGUAAAGUAUCUGCAAGAGAUGAUGGAGCCGUACGAUGUUCUUAUGGAUCAGACAUGUCAAUUGACGAGGACCCCACUACUCCCGACCAACGACUUACUGGGUCCCACUCUGCCGGCUUUGAAAAGUCCUCAACGUGUCAGCAACCACAACCCCAUGAGUCCAGCGUGGAACCAGAUGAAAAGGACUCCAUUGUUGAAAACGAAAAGGAGAAAGAGGAGGAGGAGGCAGAGAAAUCCGCGAAAUUGAAAAGGCGGCUGAGUGUACAAGAGCGUAUUAGCAUGUUUGAGAAUAAACAGAAGGAGAAUUCCGGGGGCAGCGGCAAGGCUGCUGUAGCGAAAACCCCCGAGCUGCGUAGGUUGUCAUCUGAUGUCUCGGUUCCGCCUGUGUUGAGGAGAUGGAGUGGUGCUAGUGACAUGAGUAUUGAUUUGGGUGGUGAUAGGAAGGAUACGGAGAGCUCUGUAUGCACACCAUCUUCUGCCUCGGAUGUACGUGGUGAAAGCAGAUUGGAUGACCAUACUAGGAAUGUCCAAGAUUCUCCCAGGACCAGGCCAAACUCAAAUUCGGGCAUUGUUGAUGUUGAUCAGGGCCGUGGGAAGACCAGGUCAAGCUCACAUAUAAGUGGAGGUGAGGAUAAGAAUGUGAAAAAUCAACCAGAUAUUGGAGGGCCAUUCUCCUCUUUCAAUAUGGGUAAAAGUGCUGAUUUUGGUUUGACUACUAACACAGACUUCAAGGGUUCUCAAGGUGUUAAGGAGCUUGAGAAGAGCAAAGGAAAAGUUAGUCGUCAGAUUGUUGGCCUGAAGGACCAGGGUAAUCUACCCGAGAAAUCUGGAGCUGGGCAGACCGAGAUUUUGUAUCAGAAGGAGGAUACUGAAUCAAUUGAUCAUUUGGUUUCUAAGCCGGAUAAAGCUCCUCCAAGAACUGCAGGGGUCUCUGCACAGUUGGAUAGUGGUUCUACAGCAAGAGUUACAGAAACUUCUGCUGCUAAAGUCCUCGAAGAUAGUUCACUGAAUCUGCAGCCAAGAUGGCAAACACUUUCUGAAACUGAGCAAGUUGAAAAGGAUGAGCUGUCUCCUUCCGAGAAAUUAGUUAGUGCUUCUCAAUCAAAGGUCAAAGAGCUUGGACAUGAACCAAUGAAAUUUAAGAAACAAGGUGGUGCAGCUGAACUGAUCAAGAAGACUCAAGAUAGGGGGUAUGAGAUCAGGUCUGGAACUAGCAAAACACCACUCUCGAGUAAAGUGGUUUUGGAGGCUGAGGAGGGACUUGACUCAUUUUCGACACCCCCUAUUGAGCAAGCUCAGAAGGCACGGCAGCCCAAAGCAAACCAGGAAAUGAAUGAUGACUUAAAAAUGAAAGCUAAUGAGCUAGAGAAGCUUUUUGCUGAACACAAAUUACGUGCUCCUGGUGAUAAAUCUAAUUCUACCAAGAGAAGCAGGCCAGGUGACGUGCAAAGCCGUCCAGCUGCUGGUUCUUCAUCCUACAGGAAAUCUGUGGUAGAUAAUAACAGUGUUAGAACUUCUGAGUACUUGUUUAAUGAACCUGCCUCAAGUUCCAAGGAUGUUCUAAAUAGGAAUUUCUCUGAACUAAGUUUUUCGGAGGGUUCUCGGGGAAAAUCGUAUGAGAGGUAUAUGCAGAAAAGGGAUAGAAAACUCAGGGAAGAAUGGAAUUCUAAGGGGGAAGAGAAGGAAGCCAAACAGAGGGCUAUGGAGAAUAGCCUUGAGAGGAGUAGAGCUGAGAUGAAGGCUAAGUUUGCUGGAUCUGCUGAUAAAGACAGUAUGUUUUCUAGUUCCCAUCGGCGGGCUGAGAGACUCAGAUCAUAUAAUUCGAGGUCUAUUCUAAGGAGAGACCAGCAACAAUUAGUUUUUGAGCAAAGUGAUAACGAUGAAGAUAUGCCUGAAUUAUCGAAGCAGAAAAAAUAUGGUGAAGACAGGUCUUUCGAUGAAACAUCCUUCGGGGAUGAUGUUCGUAAAAGCACUCGGGGUAAGAAGCCUUUACCUGUCAAAGGUUUGUCUUCAUCCACACCUCGCACCACAGUAGCACCUGUUCCAAGGUCUUCUGGGAAAGCUUCUAAUAAUACAUCAGGUAAGCGGAGAAUUCAAUCUGAAAAUCCUUUGGCACAGUCUGUCCCAAACUUCUCUGACAUGAGAAAGGAGAACACCAAGCCUUCUUCCACAGCUGGUAAGACAACUCGUUCACAAUCUAGAAAUUACACCCGUAGCAAAAGCACAAGUGAAGAGGUACCCCUUAUCAAAGAGGACAAAUCACGAAAACCACAAUCCUUGAGAAAAAGCUCCGCCAAUAUUGUGGAAUUUAGGGAGACAUCCACUUUCGAUUCUGAUGGUGUUGUUCUGACACCUCUCAAGUGUGACAAGGAUGAGAUGGAGCGGAGUAUCGAUAAAUUUCCAAAGAGUUCUGGUUCAAAGACCUUACUAAAGAAGGGUAAGAAUACUGACUUCAGCUCUAGAGGUGGUCUGACUAAGACAAGGGCUUCUGCUGUAUCUAAGAUUGUGGACGACAAUGAUGAGUAUGAUGAUAUGGUAUUUGAGCCCGAAGACUCCGAAGGUAUGGGCCCUGAUGAAGAAGAGGAGGAAUUUGAGCACAUGACGGCUGAAAUUCAUGAAAACUUUGAUAACGGGGAACCAAGACUGAGCCAUGAUUCAGAGAAGUUGGAAAACUCUGGAUCAGAGAAUGGUGAUGUUCUGAGAUCAUUUUCUCAAGUGAACUCUGCUUCAGAAGCUGUAUUGCCUUCUAUGGUCUCUAACAAGUUGUUAUCUGGUGGACUUGUGCAAGAUUCACCGGGAGAAAGUCCCGUCUCAUGGAAUACACAUGCUCAUCACCCUUUUUCUUAUCCUCAUGAGAUGUCUGAUGUUGAUGCAUCCGUGGACUCUCCUGUGGGAAGUCCUGCGUCCUGGAAUUCACAUUCUCUAAGUCAAACAGAUAGUGAUGCAGCUAGAAUGAGGAAGAAAUGGGGAAUGGCUCAGAAACCUAUGCUCGUGGCAAAUUCUUCUAAUAAUCAAUCACGCAAAGAUAUGGCCAGAGGAUUUAAACGGUUUCUGAAAUUUGGGAGGAAAAAUCGCGGCACAGAUAAUUUGGUUGACUGGAUUUCUGCUACCACUUCUGAAGGAGAUGAUGAUACAGAAGAUGGACGUGACCCUUCUAAUCGAUCUUCAGAUGAUUUAAGAAAGUCAAGAAUGGGCUUCUCUCAGGAACAUCCAUCUGAUGAUAGCUUUUAUGAGAAUGAGUUUUUCAGUGAACAAGUUCAAGCCUUGCGCAGUUCAAUUCCAGCACCUCCAGCUAACUUCAAAUUGCGUGAAGAUCAAUUAUCAGGGAGCUCAAUAAAAGCUCCAAGAUCAUUCUUCUCCUUGUCGACAUUCAGAAGCAAGGGAAGUGACUCAAAGCCAAAGUGACUAUCCAAAGCAAUAGAUAGCUCUUUCAAAGUAUAAAGUUCCACUAAUUCUUGGAAUUGCCUUGAUUGCACACGUAACUUCAGACUAUAUUUCGAAGCAAGAGGUCAAGGUAGAUGGCGCUACUAUCAUCUAAAUAUGUUGUAUACUUGUACUUAGUAAUCACGGGGCUUCUGAAGCCUUGCUUGUGCUUUUAGCUGUUUCUAGUAGUUGUCCCAGAAUAUAUGUUGUAUAUUGUCUUGAGAGGACAAUAGCGGAAUAUUAAUGUGAUUUUGGUAGUCAUAGCAUUCUUUCUUAUGUUAUUUACUCUUGAUUUUUUUGGUAAAUAUCAGAAAUUAAAUUUUGUUCUA
Molecule: messenger RNA, 4769 nt
Organism: Solanum tuberosum (potato)
Lineage: Eukaryota; Viridiplantae; Streptophyta; Magnoliopsida; Solanales; Solanaceae
Product: uro-adherence factor A-like
Exons: 11
Coding region: 394-4422 (1342 amino acids)
Source: RefSeq, a predicted model, not a curated record